This is a messenger RNA of Ruditapes philippinarum (Manila clam), 3865 nucleotides long. Its product is annotated as ubiquitin carboxyl-terminal hydrolase 8-like. Gene Ontology annotation, molecular function: cysteine-type deubiquitinase activity; protein binding. The record is from RefSeq and is a predicted model, not a curated record. The transcript is spliced from 27 exons. Bases 136 to 3756 code for a protein of 1206 amino acids. Lineage: Eukaryota; Metazoa; Mollusca; Bivalvia; Venerida; Veneridae. Gene Ontology annotation, cellular component: postsynaptic density; extrinsic component of endosome membrane; midbody. Gene Ontology annotation, biological process: protein K63-linked deubiquitination; protein K48-linked deubiquitination; endosome organization.
AAUGGCGAAAUACUUAGAAAAUAUUCUGUAAAUAAAGUGAAGAAAUAAAAAACCCAUGCAUGCACAGUAUCGCUUAUAUAUCAUGACAGGUAGUUAGACAUAUCUUAAGUAUUUGGUUAACAUACAUGUACCAAAAUGCCAGGCUCAAAAAAGAAGGAUUUAUAUAUAGCAAAGAGUAUUGGGAAACUCAAUGAGAUGGCCGAGCUGCCAGCAAAGUUCAAGAACACGAAUGCAAAACUUUUGGUGAAGACGGCAGACAAGAUGUUGAAGGAGGCUGAGCACAGUGAGAUGAUGGAAGACGAGGAACGUGCCUACGUCUUGUUCAUGAAAUAUUUCAACGUCGUAACUUUCCUGAAAAGAUCUGCUGACUACAAGAAACAAAAGGCAUACUAUGAUGAUUUGUUAGGCGCAAAAAAUCUUCUCACAUCUAUAAGCAAGGCUGAGGAACUGUCGUCCAGUCUUAAGAAGAGGUAUGAUGAGUUAGAAGCCAAAAAUGUUGCCAGUAAACUUGCAUCCCUCGAUACCAUAGAACAGAAAACAGAGAGCAAAGAUGAGAAAAAGGCUGAAGAUAGUGCCGAUAAGUCAGACAAAAAGUUGGAACCAACCGAAAAACAGCCUGAAGAGGCAGCAAAGACCAGCCCAGGUGUUGUAACAUGCAAUCAGUUAUUUGACUUAUUUGAGGACAGAGAUGCUCAGCUUAUACUCAUGGAUGUACGUUCAAUGGAAGAUUUCCAGGAGACGAGAAUUAAUCAUAAAAAUAUAAUCAACGUGCCUGCCGAGGCCAUCAAACCAGGAACAACUGUUACAUACAUAGAGAAAGCUUUACCCAUGGAUUCCUUGUCGCUAUGGAAACAAAGGGGUAACAUUGAUCAUAUCAUAUUACUAGACUGGAACUCGGGUAUAGACCAGGUUAAAAUUGGAUCCAGUCUACAGACACUGAAGGAUGCCCUGUUCAAGUAUGACUCGACAGUGAUAAUCAAAAGUGAGCCGCUCAUUCUAGAUGGCGGAUAUGAGCAGUGGAUGUUACAGUACCCAACGAAAUGUGUGAACCCGGUCUUUGAUAAACUUAAAAAACCUGUGGUGAGCUCAACUCAAGAUUCUUUAAUGGACUUUGAUUAUCCAGAUUUUGAUGAAACUUUCAUGGAACCAAAACAAGCAGGGACUAGUUCUAAUGAUUCAUCAGCUUCAUCAUCGUCCUUAAACAGUGUUAAUUCUCUAACUAAUGGGGAUGUUACUUCCCAAUUUCCGAAAAUUGAUAGAUCUACAAAACCAAAAAUUGAUAGAUCUACAAAAGUGAAUGUUGCUAAAACUGGUAUAAGUUCUAACAAACCUGUAACUGGUUCUCUGUAUCCAGAUGUCGGAGCUGUCAGUAAGUCGGGAAGCAGUUUAUAUAGCAAAACAACUGAGGCUGGUUCCCAUAUUAUUAAUUCAAGUUUUAAGAAUGCUGAAUACAGGGCGGAUUCGGCCUCUAGUCAGGAUAUCAAAAACAGUUCAAGUUUAAAUUUAGCUGCACAAUCGACGGAGAUUUCUGAUGAAUUGACAGCUCUGAAUUUACAGAGGAAGCAGAAGAUGGAAGAACUGCAGAAACUUCAAGAAAACUACGAGAAGAUGGAAGCCGAGUCGCGUGCCAGGAUGGAGCGAAUGAAGAAUGAAGAGAAGAAGUUGUCAGAUCUAGAGGAGCUGAAGAGGAAACAGCAAUCUGAUGUGGCCGAUCUAAUGAGAUUGAAGAAGAAUCUACAUAGUGAGAUGGCGGAAGAAAAACAGCGAGUACAGUAUCAACAAAUUGAGAAAGAGCAAGAGGAGACUCAUAGGAAAAAAGAAUUGGAACAGCUAUCUAGAGCAGAGGAAGAAAAGAGAAAAAGAAGGGAAGAAGUUGACAGGUUAAGGAUGGAUAGAAAGAAGAAGGAAGAAGAGAGAUUGGAGAGUGAGAGAAGAAUAAAAGAUGAACAAGAUUUAAAGAAUGCUAGGGAGAGAGCACAAGAAGAAGAAGAACAACGCAGGAAAGAUUUUGUUGCAGCAGAAGAAAGAAUUAAACAAAUGAAGGCAGAAGACCAAAGAAAGGCAAGGGAGAAAAUUGAACUUGAAGAAAGACUUCAGAGGGAGAGGGAGUUGGCAGCUAAGCUGGAGAAAGAUAGACUAGCUGCCUUAGAAGAAAAGAGAAGGCAACAGGCUGAGCUAGACAGGUUGGAAACAGAGCGCAGGGAAAAGUUGAGGCAGGAUAAAGAAAGAACAGAGAAAGAAAGAUUGGAAAGGGAGAAAAGAGAAAGGGAUGAAGAAGAUAGAAAGAAAGCUGCAGAGGCUAAACGUAUUGCUGAUGAGAAGAUCAGGUUAAUGAAUGAAGCCAAGACAAAGCCUAAACCGGUUCCCUCACCAAAUCUACAGAAAGGCUGGGAGAAACAGCUGGAUCCCAGCACAAACAGAUACUUCUAUAUCAACCAUAAUGAGGGAACUACACAAUGGGAUCCUCCAGGUGAAGGUAAAGGUGGUACAUACACUACACGACUGAAAGAUGAACCCUCCACACCCAAGUCAGGCGGCCUCAAGAGGUCAAACUCCUCCCCUAAUAUUGCACAGAUGAUGGAAGACGAGGCUAAACUCCCUCAAAGGAAACUAACACCGUCUGUUGACAGGGGAAAUAAACCUGUUAAAAGACCAAUGCCUGUAGCUUUACCUGCAAAAAGAAGAGAUUUGAAUCCAGUCUAUGGAAAUGUGGGUCCUGCAUUGACUGGAUUACGUAACCUUGGUAACACGUGUUAUAUGAACAGCACGAUACAGUGUCUGAACAAUACGUCGCCACUUGUGACGUACCUUCUUACUGAUAUGUUCCUGUAUGAUAUUAACAGGGGAGGCAAAUCUGGAAACUUAUGGGAAGUAACAGAUGAUUUUGCAUACUUGGUUAAGUCCCUUUGGUCAGGACAGUACAGGUUCAUAACUCCUAGAGAUUUUAAGUCUGUGGUAGGGAAGCAUCAGCCAAUGUUUGCUGGGUAUGAACAACAAGAUAGUCAAGAAUUCCUUACAUUUCUUCUGGACAGUCUUCACGAGGGACUCAAUAAGGUAAAGACACGUCCAAAGAUAGCUGACCAAGACAAUGACAAGUUACCAGAUCACAUUGGUGCAGAAAUUGCUUGGAAUAAUCAUAAACUACACAAUGAAUCUAUUAUUGUAGAGCUGUUUCAGGGUCAGUUAAAAUCAACCAUCAUGUGCCUGACAUGUAGGAAGAAGAGUGUUACGUUCCAAGCCUUCAUGUUUCUGUCACUACCAAUCCCGUCAUCUGGUAAAUGUACACUUCAGGAUUGUCUACGUCAGUUUGCAGCAGAAGAGAAAAUGACGGGAAGUUCACGCUGGAAAUGUCCACAGUGUAAAUGUUAUCGGGACUCGGUCAAAAAUAUUGUUAUUUGGAAACUACCGCACAUAUUGUUGAUUGCGUUAAACAGAUUCGUGUACGAAGGUCAAUGGAGAACAAAAAUAAAUGCUCAUGUGGAUUUUCCUGUUAAAGGUUUAGACAUGUCCUCGUUUGUGAUGGGUCCGAGACCUAAGCCAUAUAAGCUCUAUGCUGUGUCGAAUCACUUUGGGACUCUAGAUGGAGGCCAUUACACCGCAUGUUGUAGAAAUCCGACCACACAGAAAUGGUACAAGUUUGAUGACCACGAGGUGUAUGAUACUUCUGAGUCCAGUGUUAAGACGUCAGCAGCAUAUGUCCUGUAUUAUACAUCAAUAGAUUUGCUACCACCAGAGUUUAAACCUAACUUCUCUUGAUACUGAUCAAUUUACAAAGCAACAUGCAAGCUUUACAGGACUCAGAUUCAUUUUUCUUCUCUCAGACUUUUAAAUGAAACUUUUAAUGAUAUUGAUUGAUUUCCAAAUC